This is a messenger RNA of Leucoraja erinaceus (little skate), 8006 nucleotides long. RefSeq names its product smoothened, frizzled class receptor (gene smo). The record is from RefSeq and is a predicted model, not a curated record. The coding region runs from base 1447 to 3921 and encodes 824 amino acids. Gene Ontology annotation, molecular function: patched binding; transmembrane signaling receptor activity. The transcript has 12 exons. Lineage: Eukaryota; Metazoa; Chordata; Chondrichthyes; Rajiformes; Rajidae. Gene Ontology annotation, biological process: positive regulation of smoothened signaling pathway; smoothened signaling pathway; commissural neuron axon guidance. Gene Ontology annotation, cellular component: dendrite; plasma membrane; cilium.
CAUGUUACAGAGGCCAGUUAACCUACAGACCCACACGUCUUUGGGAUGUGGUAGGAAACAGGAAAACAUGGAGGAAACCCAUGUGGUCACAGGGAGAACAUGCAAACUACACACAGACAACACCUGAGGUCAGGAUAGAACCUGGCGCUCUGAGGCAGCAGCUCUAUCGGUUGUGCCAGGUGCCACUGUAUUGCCAGGUUAAACGGGUACCAUUUGCCAGGUAGAUUAGACAAGUCCAAUGGGAGGCUGCAGGCCACUUAAACCACAGCCUAGUAAACCUCUGCAAGAAUAGAGAGUGGAGUGGGUGGUGGAGGAAGCCUGGGUUUAAUUUUGGUUAUUUUGGUUGCAGCAUCUCAGUAAAGUUUACGUUUAAAUUAGCCGGGGUCACUCGGAGGCCGAAGGCACACAAAAUUGCUGGAGAAACUCAGCGGGUGCAACAGCAUCUAUGGAGCGAAGAAAAUAGGCGACGUUUCUGGCCGAAACCCUUCUUGGAGGGUUAAACGUCACUCGGAGGCCCCCGUGUUUCCAUGAAGUGAGUGAGUGGGUCGGGGGUCUCCAGCUGACCCAGGGCUAGAUGUUCUGAAACUACAAGUGCCUGCCUGAAGUUUUCCAGCGCCCGUGUUUGCAGCGGCUGCGUGUGAACUUGCUGUCCCACAAGAGCUUUUUGUUUGCAUGUAGUGGGGGAUGUUCUCUGUUUAACUGCAGGGGAAGGUGGACGGAGGCCUGUGAAGGGGGCUCUCGUUGCUCUGAAGCUCUCGCUAGCGCUGAUCUGAGUGCGAGUUAGCCAGGGGGUGGGAUUGGCUUCGUUUCGCCAUGUGCCUCCCACUCCCCACCUUGAAUAAAGCCAGCUGGUGACGAGCCAGAGGGCAAACAAAGUAUUUUUGUUCACUGGACGUGUGUGCAAGUUCUCCUUCUUAUGGACUGAAGACCCGGGACUUACACGAUCACUGGAAGAAGUUUGAGAAGGAAGGGAGGAGAGAAGGAGAAUACCGCCGGCGAUCAAAUUACAUUUUUGUUUCUCUGUCUCACUGUCACUUCAUAACGUGGGAGUCGAGGGGCGAACUGAACGAGAUCACAUUCACAUUCAUCGUUGUUUUAAAUCGACUCAUUGGCAUUUUUUUCGUGUUUUUUUGUGAGUUUUUUUGUUAAAUGUGACGGCAUUUAAGGUAAAGAGUCCCCUCUCGCUGAGUUUGGAGAGAGGGGGGGAGGGGGGAGGAGGAGGAAUGGUGAAACCCCAGGCUACGAGCAAUGGAAACUGACGCGAUGGAAUUUGCUGAAAGUUGGGAAGCGGUCACAUCUGGGGCAAGGAGACGCGGGCGAAGGGGCCAGCAACCAGUUGGAUGAAGUUUCACCAACUUUGUUUCUCGGUGGAAAGGAGAGCCGACCCAUGGUGCGGAGAGGCGAGCGCAGAAGGGAUUUCUUUAACUUUGUGACUGCAAGUCCAAGAUGUCUACCGGGUGGGAGUCUUUUGUUAAGGCGACUGCAGCCUGCCUGCUUCUCCUCUCCACUUUCCCGGGGCAGAGCGGCACCAACCACACGUCUGCUCACGACCGCUGUAAGAAGGUGUCGGACUGCGAGCCGCUGAGGUACAGCACAUGCCUGGGCUCGGCGCUGCCCUACACACAUACCUCGCUCGCCCUGGCCGAAGACUCCACAACUCAAGAGGAGGCACACAACAAGCUGGUCCUGUGGUCAGGGCUACGUAAUGCUCCAGGCUGUUGGACUGUGAUUCAGCAAUUCCUGUGCGCCGUUUACAUGCCAAAAUGUGAACAUGGCAGAGUGGAACUGCCCGGCCAGGUCAUGUGCCAGAUCACCAGAGGCCCCUGCACCAUUGUGGAGCGGGAGAGAGGCUGGCCUGACUUUCUGAAGUGUUCCACGGACCGUUUUCCUGAAGGAUGCCAGAAUGAAGUUCAGAACAUAAAAUUUAACACUUCUGGCCGCUGCGAGGCUCCCCUGGUGCGUACAGACAACCCUAAGAGCUGGUACGAGGAUGUGGAAGGCUGCGGGAUCCAGUGUCAGAAUCCGCUCUUCACCAACAGCGAGCAUGACGCCAUGCACGUCUACAUUGCCAUCUUUGGUUCUGUCACCAUCCUCUGCACGUUCUUCACACUGGCCACCUUUGUUGCUGACUGGAAGAAUUCUAACCGUUAUCCUGCUGUCAUCUUGUUCUAUAUCAAUACUUGUUUCUUUAUCGGAAGUAUUGGCUGGCUUGCACAGUUCAUGGAUGGAGCAAGGAAGGAAAUUGUGUGCAAGGCUGAUGGAACCAUGCGACUUGGAGAGCCAACGUCCAACGAAACACUGUCUUGCGUUAUCAUUUUUGUCAUCGUCUAUUACUCUCUCAUGUCUGGCGUGAUCUGGUUUGUGAUGCUUACCUACGCCUGGCACAUGUCCUUCAAGGCUCUCGGCACCACCUAUCAACCUCUCUCUGGCAAGACCUCCUACUUCCACCUUAUCACCUGGUCAAUCCCGUUUAUACUCACCGUCACCAUCUUGGCUCUGGCUCAGGUGGACGGAGACUCUGUAAGCGGUAUCUGCUUUGUUGGAUAUAAGAAUUAUCACUUCCGAGCAGGAUUCGUCCUGGCUCCAAUUGGAUUGGUUCUGCUGGUUGGUGGCUAUUUUCUUAUAAGAGGAGUCAUGACCCUAUUUUCAAUUAAGAGCAAACAUCCAGGGCUCUUGAGUGAGAAAGCAGCCAGCAAAAUUAACGAAACAAUGCUACGUCUCGGUAUUUUUGGCUUCCUGGCAUUUGGUUUUGUCUUCAUCACAUUUGGCUGCCAUUUCUAUGACUUCUUUAACCAGGCUGAUUGGGAGAGGAGUUUCCGUGAUUUUGUUCUGUGUGAAGCUAAUGUUUCCAUUGCUGAGCAAACCAACACACCUAUCCCUGAAUGCAGCAUCAAAAAUCGCCCCAGUCUCCUGGUGGAAAAAAUUAACAUAUUUGCCAUGUUUGGGACGGGCAUCGCCAUGAGCACCUGGGUGUGGACCAAAGCUACAGUCCUGAUCUGGAAAAGGACAUGGUUGAGAAUUAUUGGUCGAAGUGACGAUGAGCCAAAGCGAAUCAAGAAAAGCAGGAUGAUUGCCAAAGCUUUCUCAAAGCGAAAGGAAUUGCUGAAGAACCCAGAUAAGGAGCUGUCAUUCAGCAUGCAGACUGUUUCUCACGAAGGCCCUGUGGCUGGAAUUAAUUUUGAUCUGAACGAGCCAUCUGGUGACCUCUCGUCUGCUUGGGCUCAACAUGUAACCAAAAUGGUGGCCCGAAGGGGAGCAAUUUUACCGCAGGAUAUUUCCGUCACUCCUGCAGAGUCACCAGUUCCUCCGGAUGACAAUACGAAGGACCUCUGGAUUAUUGAGGCUGAAAUUCCCCCAGAACUUCAGAAGAAAACUGGGAAGAAGAAGAGGAGAAAGAAACGUGUUGGACCUCUUGGAUAUCCAGAGGAGCCACAAGACAUGGGCUACUGCACUGAAAGAGCAUCCAGUACCAUCCCGCGCUUGCCCAAGUUGAUCAUGCAAAAAAGCUUGGUAUCUAAAGCAGUCGAACCAACUAACGUGCAGGAUAUUUUGCCAGGUGCUUUCUUGGAAUAUGGUUUUAGCCCUGGACUUCCUGAUGGGAGGCAUCUCAGAGGAGCACUUGGUAGCUCCUUGGGACCCAGAGGGAAUCCACCUCUAAAUCUGAUCGCAAACCUUCUUUCAGUUGAAGAUGUACUACAGAGUGACCUGGGAUUUUCCCCAGGAGAUCGAUUCCGGCCUCCACAGAGACCAUGCAAUCGUGCGGUCACUCGUUCCUCUGCCAAUAUGGAGCUUGGAGGACUCCCUGCAAUUAACAAUCCUCAUGUACCCAUAUCCCAGCGGAGAAGGACUGCUAUUGCACCCAUACAUUCAAGAACAAAUCUGGUGGAUACUGAGUUAAUGGAUGCCGACUCUGAUUUUUGAACCUUAGGUCAAUUGGAAUUAACAACAUGAAGUGCAGCACCAUCUGACUUCUACUGGGGACUUCAGUAAAUAGCUGCUGCACUUCAUAAGUUUGUAGAAUCCAACAAAGGUACUUUACUGAACAUUUGGAAGCAUGAAUAUCUGGUACUGCAAGUAAAUUCAUUGUUUAAAUAAUAUCAUGGAAACAGUAGGAAGCGGUUUACUACCUCUCAAAGUGAUUGGAGUAGCCCAACGUACUAGCUACCAUGGACUGAAAGGUGGCCCUUGACUUGAAACCUCACGUUUACAGGUCACAUUAUUAAACAAUCUUGACAGGCCAAUUUGAUAAAGUUACUGCAGGCAUUUCCAGAGCUAUGGCACUGAUCAACAGGAUUGGGAAUGCUAGUAACUUCUAAGUAUAGUCUUAUGUUCGGCUAGACGAGGAUUAUACAUCGAUCUUGAUAAAAUGUAGAUUUUUUUUUUUCACUACUCUUUACCUUCAAUAUGCAUUUUGUGAAUGCCCAAUAGGUUAAUCAUAGAAAACCACAGAAUAAGAUUUGGCCAUUCAUCCCAGCUUACCUAUGCUAGCUCUUUCCUAGAAUAAUAUAAUUGGAACACAGAACAGUGUGGCACAGGAACAGGCCCUUCUGCCCACAAUGUCCAUGCUGAACAUGAUGUACUAAUUACCACUGCAUGCACAUGGCCCAUCUUCCUCCAUUCCUUGCAUAUCUAUGUGCCUAUUAAAGCCUCUUAAAUGUCACCAUCAUAUCUGCCUUCACCACCAUCCCUAUACCCAUUGUCUCUAUAGCUUUGAAUUCAUAUCCAAUUUCCUUCAGUGGAUUAAACGCCUCCGCCACAUUCUUUGAUACUGUAUAGAUUCUGUUGGCGGCUGUUGGUAUAAAUUUGUUGCUUAUGACAUUUCGAAAGGUUAAAAUUUAACAACAACAACGUCAUUUGUUAAAACUCUUUGUGAUAUAAGCAUAUUUGAUCAGAUUUAGGAAGUGAUGUGUAGAGAUUUGAUCCAGGAUACUAUCAACCUCUCUUGCUCUUAAAGGAAUGUUUGUCAAGAGCUGCCUGCCCAACCCUGUUUGGCAGCAGAGAUCAGAGAUGGUUAUGCAGUCUAAAUUACACCUUUAAAGCUUCAUAAAAGUUUGUUAUAUUGUUGUCUAUCCGAUUAGCCCGGUUGUAGAUAUCAUGGGAGGUGGGGUGUUCAUUGGAUACAGACUUGUGAUGUUAACUGUAUUUACAGAAAUGGCAAAUAGUGAAAGAUCAGUCUGCCUUAUUCCUCCUCAAGCUGGUCACAUACCCUAUGAGCAUUGCAACCUGAACUAUAACCGUCUUUUGCCCUUUUAAUCCAUUACAUUUCUGGAGGUCCAGCAUCCUUCUUAACCUCUUGUAAAGUUCAUGUCAAUCAAAACAAUCCAGUAUCAAAUCCCAUUCACCAUAUUUUUGCUGAUCCACAUUAGCCAUAAGUCCCUAAUACAUUUGAAGUUUGUCUUUGAAUCCUUCAAUGGCAUCAACCCUCUUUCUCCACAAAUUCAUUCAAUUCUACAAACCUAACCAGUGUUUCUCCAAUUUUGAACCUUUCUGUUACCACCCAAAUGUCUAACCCUUCUCCUGAUACCUCCUUUUGAUGCAAAGUAGAGUUCUGUAUACUUACUUGACAAACCUUGGGAAAUAUCUCAAUAAUAAAUAUAUUCCGGCAGCUUACAUCAUGCAGUCUCUAGUCCAACUAAGGCAGAAGCUUCACAUUCAACCUCUCCAUAUAACGGGCAAUCACAACAGCUUAGUUUUAGGUUUGUUUAAUUUAGAGAUACAGCAUGGAAACAGGAUGUUUGGCCCACUGAGUCCACACUGAUCAUUGAUCAUCCAUUCACACUAGUUCUACAUUAUCCCACUCUCAUCCACUCCUUACACACUAAGGGCAAUUUACAUAGGCCAAUUAACGUACAAACCCACAUGUCUGGAAUACGGGAGGAAACCGGAGCACCCGGUGGAAAUCGGAACACCCAGAGGAAACCUUUGCUGUCACAGGGAGAGCGUGCAAGCUCCGCACAGACAGAACCUGAGGUCUGGAUCAAACCUAGGUCUCUGGUGCUGUGAGGCAUCAGCUUUAUCAGUUGCACCACUGUCACAUGACCUAUUCUCCUAGCCUGGUCUCCUAACAUCUAUGGUGCUGAAAUACAAAAUGUACUCCAAAACUUUUGAAAUAUUUCUUUAUUGAAAUUAUUUAUUGUAUAAAUAUUUUUCUGAAUGUAAGAAGUUCAAUGAAGAACACUGCAGUGCAGGUUCUGUGAUCGAGUGAUUUUGUUUGACCAGAUCAUGCAUCGGAAUUGCAGUUAAUUCUGAAUUUUAUUGAUUGAGGGAUAUGAUUUUCAUAUGGAUAGGUGCUAGUGUGUGGAAAGCAAAACGUUAAGUAAUAUUUUGAAAACAAAGGCACAAAGUCAUAUCGUAAAUGUCCAAGUUAGAACUACAGAUUUUCCAAUUGUAAUGGCAUUUGCUGCCAAACUAGAGUAGAACCGCAUUAUAAUUUAUCUUGGAUGAAGAUUUGGUCCCAAAAUUUAAGAGACCCAUUAUUCCCAUAUUGCCCACCUUGCCAAUAACAUAGUUGUACUUCAUACUGCACUGCUAUUACCCUGCUUUACUCUAUGCCUUGCUCGGACUCUGGUAAUCUACCAUUAUCAGGAGUGUUCGGUCCUAUUCCAGAGGGUAGCAGAUCAUAUUAGCUAAUCCAAAGAAAUUCUUCAGGCAUAUUGGAAUGAGUGGCAUUCCAGGAUCCCAAUCUGAACCUGCUGAGAGAUAUGAAUAUACAAAUAAGGGGGAAUAGGCUAUCUGCCACUUCGCCUUGUUCCAUCAUUCAGUAAUAACAUGGUUAAUUUACCUGUAACCUCUAUUCUGUAAUCCCACAUAAUUCCAAUAAUCUUUAAUAUUUAUUUUAAUAUUGUACAAAUUGAAGUGCUGUUUCCAACAAUGAGUAAAUUUUGAAAUUAAUAUAAUCAGGAAUUGUGUAGCAAGGUCCUGCUGAGUUACUCCAGCAUUUUGUGUCUAUUGUGUAGAAAGAAACUGCAGAUGCUGAUUUACACCGAACAUAGACACAAAAUGCUAGAGUAACUUAGCGGGACAGGCAGCAUCUCUGGAUAGAAGGAAUGGUUCUCGACUUGAAACAUCUGAAGAAGGGUCUCAACCCGAAACGUCACCCAUUCCUUCUAUCCAGAGAUGCUGCCUGUCCCGCUGAGUUACUACAGCAUUUUGUGUCUAAUCAGGAAUUGUUCUGUGCACUUUUAAUUACAAAGAUUCCAUUGCUUACUAUUACAAUUUGUUGAUAUGGGGUGAUUGGAAUUGUCUUAAGUUUGCCAGUGAGGAACCACAUGUUCUCUUAUAUGUUGCGGGUCAAGGCUUUCACUGACUGUCCUAAGCAAAUCAGCCUUUUGAUGAUGGAACGUAGACCACAGAGUGAUAGGUCACUCUGUUUGUUAACCAUCCCAACACUGAUCUUUGAACACAUCCUACAAUUUAAAAAACAUUUACUUUUCUGUGUUACCUUUGUUACUCUAAAAGAUAAAAUGUUGGUAUUGUUACUCAUGAAAUGUGAGGUGCACUUUAUCAGGAGUAAUGUUAAGAUUGUUUUUAAGAGCAACAUGGGUGAUACAAAUUGGCACUCCAUUCUAUGUCUCUCCCCACUUUUAUUUUCCAGUCACUGCUGAUUUGCUAUCGCUCAUCACUAACAUUCAAGGUAAAAACAUACCUACAGGUAAACAAGCAUGCAUUGCAUGGAUGGGUAUGUGUGAAUCCAAUAAACACCUGACAAAGAUCUUGGAAAUGUCUGAUCCUCGCCCGGUUCCCCAUCUCUGCCAACACAUAGUCUAUUUCUAUCAAAUACUGAAAAUGAUAUUUUUGUAUAGAAAUGUAAAUGGUUAUUUUUCUAUCAUAUAUAGCCAUUUAAAACUUAAUUUUGAUCAGUGUACAUAGAGGGCUGUAGUGCAAGAAUUUUGUAGUGGGGAAAAUGUCAUUUAUAAUGCUUAAUUUCUUAGUUUGCAUCUACUUAAUAAAAUGUUUUUCACCUGAUCAUUUUACAAUAAAAAGUUAAACCAAUAAACAUCAAACAA